UGAUUAAAAUUAAAAUCAAAAUCAAAAUCUCUCUCUUUCUCUUCUGAGCUACCACUAUAUGAUCUUCUACCUUCCAUUUUCAUGCCUUUCUCUCUCUUCUUCUUCUCUCACUGCGCAUGGGAGGCCAAGAUUCCUCCUCCUCCUCUUCAUCGUUGCCGGCGUCGGAGUAUUUCUCCGGCGACCGGAACUCUAGUUCUCCGGUGCGAGUCCUUGUGUUUUUUCAUAAGGCGUUUAGAGGGGAGCUUGGCGAGCUCCUGCGCUUGGCCAAUGACGCCGUCGCUGCUUCCAACGAGAGUGAUAAGCGUCGCCGGGAAACGGCGGUGGUUGAGCUUCGGAGGAGGCUUGAGUUCUUUAGAACUGUGUUUAGGUACCACUGCGCUGCUGAAGAUGAGGUUAUAUUUUUUGCUCUAGAUGCACGUGUGAAAAACAUUGCUUGUACAUACUUCCUAGAACACCAUACAAUUGAUUCUGUAUUUGAUUCAAUCUUUUCCCGUCUAAAAGACAUACUGGAGGACCACGGGAGUAUAUGUCAAGAAUUUCAAGAACUUGCCUUUCAUAUUAGCACUCUACAGGGGUCUAUUUGUCAGCAUAUGGUGAAAGAAGAACAGCAGGUGUUCCCUCUACUAGUGAGCCAAUUCUCCGAUGAAGAGCAAGGUUUCCUCCUUUGGCAGUUAAUGUGUAGUGUCCCUGUGGUGCUCAUGGAGGACCUAUUUCCAUGGUUAGCUUGUUUUCUUGCUCCAGAAGAACAAUUGGACUUGAAACAUAUCAUGAGAAAAAUUGUGCCUCAAGAUAAAAUGCUACAAGAAGUGGUGUUUUUCUGGAUUGAUAAGACUGCUCAACCAUCCUCAGGAGGUUGCGUAAAUCAUGAUGAAUCAUCUAAGUGUCCUGAUCAAAGGGAUACUUUGAAAGACAUCUCCAAACUUUGUCUGCUCAAAACCUCCAAUGAAAGUAAUCAGUCAGAUUUUCUGUCAAAAGUCAAGGACAGCCCGUUUGACGGCCUUCUUCUUUGGCAUGCUGCCAUUAGGUCUGACUUUAAAGAAAUUUUAGACAAGCUCUAUACAACAGGAUCAAAGGAAUUCUCCAUAUUGGCGUCACUGCUUGUUCGGAUUAACUUCCUUACAGAUGUGCUGAUCUUUUAUAGUGAUGCAUUGGAAAGAAUAUUUUAUCCAUUGUUAGAAGAUGCCUCUGUACUUCCGACAUCAGACUCAUACAAAGCAUUUCCUUGCAAAAAUGAAAUUGAAGGAUUUCAGAAGAUCAUAUUCGGUGCUACUCAGAUUAAUUUUUCUAAUCCGAACUUUUUCAAGAUGAUAUGUAAUAAGAUGGAAGAUUUAGUCCUGGCGACUAGUAAGCACUUGUCUUUCCAAGAAACAGAGGUUUUUCCUUUCAUCAGCAAGAACUAUGCCCAUGAAACCCAACAGAAGUUGCUGUUCAAGAGUCUUUGUAUGCUGCCCCUUGGCCUGUUAAAGUGUGUGACAACUUGGUUUUCAUCUCACUUGCCGAAGGAUAAGUUGAAGUGUAUUUUACAUGGCAUUAAGCAAUCUGGCUUUCUUGAUAAACCUUUUGCGUCCCUUUUACAUAAAUGGAUUCGCAUAGGUUACUCUGCCAAAUUUACUAUGGAAGAUUUGCGGGAGAUGUUCAAUAGCAGGGUAUCUUACAUGUUUGAGCAGUUUAGAGAGGAUAUAGAUCCCACAACAAAACAAAGAUCUUUAAACAGCUCCAACUUCUUUUCUCAUUCUUUAAGCAAGUGUUUCCAGCGAAAUGAGAAGCAUGGGACACUGUAUUCUAGUGGCAUUAACUUGCUCGUGUUUUCUUCACGAUCUUUAAAUCAGGUGUAUACCUUUUCUGGAUCUUCCAUUGAAGCAGUUUCUGCUAAUCACCGAGAACCAAGGCCAAUGGAUCACAUCUAUUAUUUCCACAAAGCCAUAAAAAAGGACCUUGAGUCCUUAGUUCUUGACUCAACUAAGCUAUCCAAAAACGUGGACCUUUUUGUGGAGUUCAACCGACACUUCCGGCUAGUGCGAUCUUUAUAUGAACUUCAUAGUGAAACCGAAGAUCGGGUGGCAUUUCCAGCUCUGGAGGCAAAGCAAAAGGUUCAAAACCUUACACAGUCUUAUACAAUUGACCACAAACUAGAAGGUGACUGCUUUAAUAGAGUUUCAGGAAUUUUGGAUCAGAUGUCUGAAUUGUAUAAUACACUUUCUGGUUCAAGUGUUGAUGAAGUAGGUCCAGCAUUAGUGAAGUUUCAUCAGUUGUGUGUAAGGCUCCAAGAUAGUUGUAAAUUGCUGGAGAGGAUAUUGAAUGAUCACAUACAUCGGGAAGAGAUUGAACUUUGGCCUUUGUUUAGAGAGUAUUUCUCCACUGAAGAACAGGAAAAAAUUGUAGGGUACAUGCUUGGAAGAACACGGGCAGAGAUUUUGCAAAAAAUGAUAGUAUGGCUUAUGGCCUCUUUAACAUCAGAAGAGCAGCAAGCUAUGAUGAGCUACUGGCGCAAAGCUACUAAAUAUACCAAGUUCGAUGAGUGGUUAGGAGAAUGGUGGGAAGGAAUGGAGAGCUAUGUUUGUGCUGAGGCAGAAAAGCCAGAUUUUUCUUGUUCAUCAGCAACAGACUCCCUAGAUCUUGAAGCGAAGCAUUCGUCUCUGAGUGUUUCUCAUGACCGAGGGAAAAACUUCAGAAUUGAAAAUGUGAAGUAUUUGCAUGAUGAGGCGAACAAUGUCAAUAAGGUUAAAAAAAGGGAAGGUCUUGAUAAGGACAACAAGAAGCAUAAAUCUUCAGAUAAUAAAAUGCUCCUUGGUGAGAAAGACAACCCCAAGAGAGAAGGGAAUCUCACUGAUUCAAUAAGCGAACUGGAGGCUGCUAUGAGAAAGGUGUCACAGGACUCUUCUUUGGAUCUACAAGCAAAAACACGAAUAAUGCAGGAUUUGAUGACAAGCCAUUGCGUUCCACAAUCACUACCUGAUUCAAAUGUUGUGAUUACAAGCGAGCCUGGAAAGCUUCCUGGUCAAUUUCCCUCAUAUAGGGACACAGGAGACUCUGUAUUUGGUUGCAAACACUACAAACAGAACUGCAAGCUUGUCGCAGCUUGUUGUAACCAGAUUUUUACUUGUAGACACUGCCAUGACGAGGUUUCCGAUCACGUGAUGGAUAGGAAAUCCACAACCCAAAUGAUGUGCAUGAUGUGCCUAGAAACUCAACCAAUUGGACGCACUUGCAUGACUCCUUCCUGCAACAAGUAUUCUAUGGCGAAAUAUUAUUGCAAGAUUUGUCGAUUAUUCGACGAUAACAGGGAGAUCUAUCACUGCCCCUAUUGUAACUUAUGCCGACUUGGAAAAGGAUUGGGGAUUGACUAUUUCCAUUGCAUGAAAUGUAACGCAUGCAUGUCCCGAACUGUUUCAACCUCGCAUGUAUGCAGGGAGAAGUGCAUUGAGGAUAAGUGUCCCAUAUGCCAUGACGACAUGUUUACUUCACGUGAUCCAGUAAAGGCCCUUGUUUGUGGUCAUUUGAUGCACUCAUCAUGCUUUGAGGUGUACACUUGCACGCGCUAUACAUGCCCAGUAUGCAGUAAGUCCCUUGGUGACAUCAAUGACAUGCAGGUGUUGUUCGGAAUGUGGGAUGCACUUUUGGCUGAAGAGAAAUUGCAAAUGCCAGAGGAAUACAUUGGGCGAACUCAGGCCAUACUAUGCAAUGACUGUGAGAGGAAAGGAACUGCUCCCUUCCAUUGGGUACAUCACAAGUGUCCAUUUUGCGGGUCUUACAAUACCCGGCUUAUAUGACUCUCUUCCUUCAAAUACAAGGCGGAAAAAGGGUAAAAAGCAAAUACAAUCUUGUAAAUAGGAUAUUAAUGUAUGAUUCAACCAAUUUUGACACAUUCAGUUUAAUUAGAGUACAUGUCUAGAUUUGAGAGAAUAGAAUAGGCGACAUCCUGUUGUUUAAAUAAUGGUAGGUUAUGCUUCCUUCGAAGUAUCUGGUUACAUGCCUUAGGGACACUUCUUAUGCUCAUAACAUCAAGAGCUGUAUGGGACAUCAGAUAUUAGGAUGAUUCCCAUCAAAUUAUGUAUUAUAAGAAUGAUUCUUUUUGUAUGAUUGGCAAAGAUAUUCCACGAGGGUUGCAAGUAGUUUGAUAUAUGUAUUGCUGAUAUUGUCAUUUGAGAACUAUUAAUACUACUAUACUAUCAGAUUUUUGUUAGGA
Molecule: messenger RNA, 4186 nt
Organism: Spinacia oleracea (spinach)
Lineage: Eukaryota; Viridiplantae; Streptophyta; Magnoliopsida; Caryophyllales; Amaranthaceae
Product: zinc finger protein BRUTUS-like At1g18910
Exons: 12
Coding region: 117-3770 (1217 amino acids)
Biological process (GO): ubiquitin-dependent protein catabolic process; protein ubiquitination
Cellular component (GO): nucleus
Molecular function (GO): ubiquitin protein ligase activity; zinc ion binding
Source: RefSeq, a predicted model, not a curated record